AUGCCAUCACCAUUUAGUAUGUUGAGUCAUGCAAAUUGUCUCCUACAUGCUCCCCGCCGAGUGUUCUACGAAAGCAGCAUGCGUGGAAUUCUCCAGCAUGCUUCCGAAACAGCAUUCCUGGAGAGCGCAAGAACUAUUUUCUGUGUAUUUUUAGUCAUCCGAACGUUCGUACGCACACAGACAGACACAGAUGUAAGCGGAAGUGAUAGAGUGGCCAACAUCAGGUUGAAGCUGGUAGUGAUGUUGCCGCAGAUGAAAGCAACAAUUACAUUACCAGAUGACAAAACCAGAUUGGACAGAGAUGUGUCGGCAGCUAUAUCUACCACAAUUGCACAGCUUGAUAAAAUUGAAGUGUGUGAAAGUCAGCGAGGAUCCCCAGAAGGAGAUUCAGGAGGCCAAGAGACUGAGGAUGAAAGGAGAGAACGUCAAGAGAGGAGAGCCGUAGGAGAUACCAGCACACUUGACAAAAAGUCUCCAGAUGGAAAGCAUAGCGAUGGAGGAAGUCUAGGAGAAAGACGUUCAGUGUCUAGGUCAUCUAAUCGGCGCAGCUCGGGUCUUGGUCACCUUCCCUCCUAUCUGGAGAGAAGGCGAAGUAAUUCCCAUGCUCCAAAGCAGCCACCUGAUGAGCGCACAAUUCUUCGGGCUGGUGGUUACCAGGCUUCCACUACUAACACAUCUCCUAAUUCUACCACUAACACCACUGAAUGGUCUCUUGAUGAUGAUGAUGAAGAUGACCUGGACAUAAGUGAUAUAUGUGAUGAAGUCUUACUCAGUCCAGAAGAGCCUAGCAUUGACUGGGAGGAACAGCUCUCCCCUGAGUCCCCUAGAAUCACCAGGGACCCCCCUGGGACAUCCACAUCAAGGGUCACGAGGUCACCUCAGGCCCGGGACAUUCAUUUAGAUUCAAGAGAUAGGCAUUCAGAUGCAAGGGAGAGCCUUUCUGGUUCAAGAGACAAUCUCUCAGGCUCCAGAGACAGGUUGUCAGGCUCCAGAGAUAGUCUGUCUGGUUCAAGAGACAGAUUGACUAGUACACAUGAUGGUCUCUCGGGUUCCAGAGAUAGACUAACAGGAUCACGAGAAAGACUCUCAGACUCUCGGGAAAGGCAUCCUGAAAGUCGUAGCAAGCGCAUGUCUUCUCGCCAUACUACAUCAUUUCAAGGUGAUAAUAUUGAGAAUGGAGAAAGAGGAUCUGAGCGACUCUCUGCCAGAGAGGUUUUCUGGCUUCGCACUUCAAGACCACGCUGGAGGAGAAAAGUUGCUUCAGCUGAUACAAGCCCAGAGGAACCCAGAAGAAAUCGAUUUGGUCGAGGUUGGUCUAUUGAUGGCCGUGGUAGUCAUUCAGACACAGAAGACCCAGACAUCCUCUAUGAUAGACGACAUCUUCUGAGUAAAGAUGCAAAGAUUCAAUCACCCACUUCUCAUAGUACAGCCAGUCCACCCAGUCCACAUGGUAUGUACACUUGGCCACCACAGCAUAACCGUCAUCGUCACCACAGUUCUUCAGAAAAUGAUGAAUAUGAGAAUGAAGAGGAUUCCAGUCAUCAGCAGUCUUCCCAACGGGCUGGAGAUCAUUAUGACACCAUGACCUUGCGGCGUCCUUCAACUUCAAGUCGUUAUGAUGCCUCACCUGUUCAUGAUGCUCAUCGUUUUGACAUCUCUCCAAGAAGAAGCAAACCAUCUGAUUCAUAUGACUCACAUUCACAUGCUAAAGAUAAAACUUCCAAACAUCAAGAAAAACUCACUCAUUAUUACAGACACAACACAUUAUUUAUAGCUCAUCUGCAGAGAACACCCAAUCAUCAGCAAAAGUAUUCAUCUUCAUCACAUUCAGCUGAAGGGCAGUCUAGACAUGUAGAAUCAGGUGGUCGCAAGCGGGAGAGGUCUCCCCCACAGUUACGUGACAGCAGGCCUAGGCACCUGAUGCAUCCUCAUGAAGCAGACGACCCAUAUAUCUAUCACGGUUUAGCUCCAACACUCGCCCCACACCUUUCUGCUGUAUAUUCACCUCGCUCUUUACCUACACAUUUCUCUUAUGAUCACCCUGAGGACUAUCUGUCUUCUCUUGCUUUCACUGAACCUUAUAGUCCAGACCCUUAUGCCCAGAAAUGCUUUUGCUACUGCAAAACUGCUUUCAUCCUACCGGGAACCUUAUCCCUCUACACUUAUAGCCUAUGA
Molecule: messenger RNA, 2175 nt
Organism: Penaeus vannamei (Pacific white shrimp)
Lineage: Eukaryota; Metazoa; Arthropoda; Malacostraca; Decapoda; Penaeidae
Source: RefSeq, a predicted model, not a curated record